AUGCACGACCCAAUCCCCAAAGUCGUCAAUGAGAGGGGCCAACUGAAUAAGCCAAAUGUGGUCGGGAAUAAAGGUGUGUCAUUUCGCACCGCGGCCAUCCCAACUGACAAAGUCAGCAACCAGGGGGAGCUGAAAGGAAUGGGUGAGUUGCCGUCGAAGCUAUCGGGUAUGGGCAGGCCACCUGAUGACCACGCUAAACAGCACACAUUGCUCGCACACCCACCCAUAGAUAAACAUUUGGGUGAGUUCGAAGUGAAUAACAUGGACGGGAUCAACCCUUCCGGGGCACAGUAA
This is a messenger RNA of Linum trigynum, 294 nucleotides long. The record is from the annotation of a GenBank genome assembly. Lineage: Eukaryota; Viridiplantae; Streptophyta; Magnoliopsida; Malpighiales; Linaceae.